AUGAGGUUUGAAUCACAUACACUUCCACCGCCUUCUAUUUCUUUCUAUCUGCCUCUGUCUUUUGGAGACGAUCACUCUCCAGUUCCUUCCAUUCCCUACCCACCUCCAAACCACCGCCUCACUCUGAACUCGAUUCCGGUUGAUCAGAAUCAACGAAUUGCUAACCGAGUGCUUUCCAUGGUUUUCUCCAACGCUCACUGCUACUCAGCAUCUUCGUCAAUGGCGGUGUCGACUACAGAUGACGACCCACCAACUUCUACAGCCUUCUGCUGGUACUCCGAUGUGGGCCGACAUGGCGACAUCAAAAUUGAUCAGUUCGCGAUUUCGAUAUUCUUAAGCCAAUGGACGGUGGUGCUAGCGGCCAUGACGUUGGAGAUUCUCGAGAAAACUUUCGCUGUUGAGGCAUAUGCACCUGGUGGAUUUGGAGAACCAAUAGGCUCAUUUGGAGAACCAAUAGUUGAUGCAUAUCCACCUGUGAAGCUUGCAGAAUCUCAUGGCUUUUGUUGGGGUGUUGAGUGUGCAGUUUGGAUAGCUUAUGUGGUAAGAAAACAGUUUCCUGAUGAUAAGAUUUGGAUCACAAAUGAAAUUAUCCAUAAUCCUACUGUUAAUAAGUUGAUCUAUGCAUAA
Molecule: messenger RNA, 627 nt
Organism: Lactuca virosa
Lineage: Eukaryota; Viridiplantae; Streptophyta; Magnoliopsida; Asterales; Asteraceae
Source: the annotation of a GenBank genome assembly